Messenger RNA from Iphiclides podalirius (scarce swallowtail), 855 nucleotides. NCBI's taxonomy places the organism in Eukaryota, Metazoa, Arthropoda, Insecta, Lepidoptera, Papilionidae. The record is from the annotation of a GenBank genome assembly.
AUGGAAUGGGUUAAGGGGCCUCAACAAACAUCUUUUGAGACAUUAAAACUUGUUGAAGUAUUGGUCACUGGAUGUACCGAUGGCAUCGGAAAGGAAUACGCUAGAGAGUUAGCAGCCCGAGGCUGCGAUAUUGUACUCGUUAGCCGUUCGAUGGAUAAGUUGAGGGCUACUGCGGAGGAAAUAGAAAAGGAAUUCAACGUGAGCACGAAGAUAAUUCAGGCGAACUUCAGCGAUGGCGAUGCUAUCUAUGACAAAAUAGGAAGGGAAAUUGCGGACCUCGAGAUUGGCACUCUGGUCAACAACGUGGGCGUGUCUUACACUUACCCCGAGUACUUCCUCGAUAUACCCGAUUGGGAGCAAACUACUGGAAACAUUUUGAGGACCAACUGCGUGUCGGCAACACGCAUGACAGCGAUGAUAAUGCCCGGCAUGCUAAGACGUGGGAAGGGCGUUGUCAUAAACCUUGGAUCUGGUUCAUCCAUGAUACCUAGCCCCCUGCUUACUGUUUACGCAGCUUCUAAGGCCUACGUUGAUAAGCUCUCGGAGGGUCUCGAAAUGGAGUAUGGGAAAAGGGGCAUUAUUGUUCAAUGCGUAAUGCCCGGAUUCGUCUGCUCCAAUAUGUCUGGCAUACGCCGUAGCUCUUUCUUCGCGCCAACCGCUAAAGUAUUCGUUAAAUCCGCCAUCAGCUUAGUCGGGACGACGUCAAGGACUACUGGAUAUUUGCCUCACGCUUUGUUCGUGAAUGCAAUAAACUCGAUUCACGCGUUAACUGGACGCUUCGCGGUGUGGCUUGUUACGCGAUCGAUGGAGACCAGCCGAAGAAAGGCGUUGAAGAAGAAAGGGAAAAUAGAAGCC